Messenger RNA from Struthio camelus australis, 2488 nucleotides. The record is from RefSeq and is a predicted model, not a curated record. Lineage: Eukaryota; Metazoa; Chordata; Aves; Struthioniformes; Struthionidae.
ACACACUGCGAAUAACCAGAUCGCACACGGGUUUGGUAGGGUCGACCUUAUUCUUACCUAAGCAGGUUGUCAGAUGGAUGCCAGAGACAAGCAACUUCUACGCUCCCUGCGUCUGGAGCUCUGCACAGAGGUGCUCGUGGAUGGACUUGUUAUUCAGUACCUCUACCAAGAGGGGAUUCUCACAGACAGUCAUGUUCAAGAAAUAAAAUCCCAAACCACCAGUCAAAGGAAAACCAUGAUGCUCCUUGAUAUUCUUCCUACUAGAGGACCCAAAGCAUUUGAUGUAUUCUUGGAUUCCUUGCAGGAGUUUCCAUGGGUUAAAGACAAGUUGAAAGCUAAGCGUAAGGAAAUGACAGUAGAAGAUCCUGCAGAUGUGACUGCAUUCGCACCAUGUAUUUUGAAGAGUUCACCAACAGAUCAGCAGAUUAGCAAGCUUGCGAGGAGACUGGGGCCCGAGUGGGAGCAUAUUGUUCUGUGCUUGGGUUUGUCACAUACAGACAUCUAUCGAUGUAAGGUCAAUCACCCUCACAAUGUGCAGUCGCAGAUCAUAGCUGCAUUUGUCCUGUGGAGACAGCGUUUUGGGAAAAAAGCAACAAUCGAAAGUCUGCAAGCCAGUCUGACGGCAGAAGAAGUGGAUCCUUCUGUGAUACAGUACAUGCUUGAGUGAAGCUGUGCUAUUGAUCGGGAGCGUUCAAGUGCUUUGCUAAACUAAAUCAAGUGGAUUCACUGAACUGUAUAUAAAAGAUCUGGGGCCUCAAACUGGUGAAAAUGGAGUUGAGAACUGUGGUUGUAUUAAUCUUUAUACAUUCCAGUUUUCUGUGGCAUCUUUUGACUUCAUGCCAGGUGAAUUUUUAGUAAGCAUUAAAAAAUGGAUCACACUUUCCUGUUUGCUUUUGUACUACUCCAAUGGGGAUAUAUAGUGAAAUUUAAAGUCUUUACAAGCAGGAAGCCCUGCAGUGAGUUCAGCAAGGUUUUACAUUUCAUUAUGGGAGCAACACUUGGUUUAACCUAUUUUCUGGACUAUGUAUGAGCCUUUUUUACUGCUGUUCACUGCUAGUCCCUGAUAUCCCAUAAGAAAUUAGAAUAAUCGUGGUUACUGAUUUAACAAUUUUACCACUUGUAUUGCAGUUGGCUAAUUUGACCUUUAUGAAAGUUUUAGCAUCAAACAUUUUCUUGCCAGGGUGUAGAUGGCUGCCACCUUAGCCUGCUGCUGAAACUGGGCCUAAGUGGAAGUAAUAGGAACUUUGCAUGUUGCUGAGGGUUUUUCUCCUCAUUAUGUAAUUGGCGUAGGUGUGUGCAAGGAGACCGGCACUGUGUGUAUAUGCCAUGUCUAGGCGUAGGAUGGGUAGGGAAUUCCCAGGACGGAUACACAAUUUGCAAUUGAGCAGAUGAUAGGCAGGAACUGGCAAACAGAGCAAGAUGGUGCCUAAAAUGUGAGACAAUUUCUAAGGCCUCCGUGUUUGUCUCACUUUGCCUCAGCUAAUAAACUGCAAGAAAACCUGGGAUCCCUUGAGGCUUUGUACUCCUGUGCUCUGGAUCCAGGUAAUCUUGUUUCCAGGAACAGUUUUACUCUUUGAUGUGGUGUCAUCAGUACCGAUCUCAGCCCGUGGCGUGCUGAGCAGUGUGCUGAGCUCGCAGAGCUUCUCUGUCCAAAGUGGCAGAGCAAUCCCUGCCGCUCUCCUUCCAGCUUGUACCAGCCCCCAUGUUCGUUUGCUUCCUACCAGUUUUUCUGCAUCUAAUGGGGGCAGCUUCGCAAUUCCUGUCCCCAGUUCUUUGCCAGCUGUAACUGUAGGAGUAGUAGUAAUGGUUAGAUUUUACCAUGGGCUUUUCUCCUCCUUCCCUCCUGCCAAAGACUUUUUCCUCCUGAUGGAAGAAACCACUAAGCUUUUUGAGAGCUGGUAAAGGGGUGUCAGUCCCCAGGGUAGGUGUCCCAGGGCAGGAAGUGACCAGCUGCUCUCUGGGACCUCAGGAUAAGAGGCAGAAUACAGUUUAGUUCUUUCUGGACAGUUCACACCACAGUAAAUGAGGAGCAAAGUUUGGAUGCAAGGUUUCCAGGUCAAGUUCCAGGAGAGCGUUUCAUCUACGGUCACUGCCAAAUAACUUCCUAUCCUCCAGGAUCUGCCCCAUCUGAUUUAAUAGCUUCACAACCUUGUCUGAUGUCUUUAUGGAGGCAAGAAUGAGCUUUACUGUCUCUUUUUAAAUUCUUCCUUUAGCCAGAUUUUCAGAAACAUCUGGGAAAUUAGGAAGGACAAAGAAAUUUUAAGGACACUCUGUCUGCCUUGUUUUUCAUGUUUUUUCAGAGGCAUGGUAACAGAGAAUAUAUCUGGGCAGGAUCAACUCCUACAGGCCCUGAAGCAGUCUGGUGGUAUUUUAUUUUUAGUCUUCUAUAAUACAGUUCUGACCUUCAGUAAAUCGUGAUCCUGUUAUACCUCACUCAAAUCUUAAUUGAUUAUAUCCUAUUAUGGCUACUUAGAGAGUUUAAGUCUAU